AUCGGUCGUUUUAGUAGAAUAGUACUGAUUGAGAUUUUUAUCAGACAGUGUUUUGAUUUCAUGGAAGCAAAUAAAAAGAUUGUUGUUUGUUUUCUCUUUAUUGAACCUCAUACUCUAGGGGAAAGAUUACUGGUAUUUUCAUGGUGCUGCGCAUUGUGUAUUGAACAUACCAUUUUGUCAUGUUGUUUUUUAGCAGAUAUGAUUCAAUCCAAUUUCCUCUUUUUUGGGACGGCAUUUGUUCUCUUACAAUUGCUUCCAGGAGUUGUAGGUUGGGGAAAGGAAGACCACUAUGCAGUUUGCAAGAUAGCGGAGGGGCUACUUACUGAAGAUGCUGCUGCUGCUGUGAAAAUGUUGCUCCCUGAGAUUGCUAAAGGAGAACUUGCUGCUGUAUGCUCCUGGGCGGAUGAGAUUCGUGUUCAUUACAGCUGGAGCGGAGAACUGCACUUUGUUAACACACCAGAGUUCAGGUGUAACUAUGAAUACUGUCGAGAUUGCCAUAACUCAAGUGGAGAUAAAGAUAGGUGUGCCAUCGGUGGAAUUAACAACUAUACCAUGCAGCUACAGAAUUAUCAGUGCUCCACUUCAGAACGGAAAUAUAAUUUGACGGAAGCACUCAUGUUCCUAUCACAUUUUAUCGGGGAUGCCCAUCAGCCUUUACAUGCUGGUUUUCGUGGAGAUUUAGGUGGAAACACUAUAUCUGUCCACUGGUUUGGACUACAAACCAACUUACAUCGUGUAUGGGAUAACAUGAUUAUUGAAACGGCCAUGAAGUCUUUCUACAACUCUGAUCUUGCAAUCAUGAUAGAAUCCAUUAAUAAGAAUAUUACGGACACUUGGUCAGAAGACAUCAUCUUGUGGGAAAAUUGCACCUCAAUCAAUACCAUUUGUCCAGACCCGUAUGCUUCUGAAAGUAUUGAUUUGGCUUGCAAAUAUGCGUACAAGGGCGCUACACCAGGAAGCACUUUGUCAGAUGAAUACUUCCUUUCGAGGUUGCCCAUUGUGGAGAAAAGGCUAGCACAAGCUGGAGUCCGCUUAGCCAGUACCCUCAACCGCAUAUUUAAAACUCAGAUGUUGAUCUCAGAAGCUUGAAGCAUGGAAAGUUCAUUUCUUUAUGGAGAGGAGUGGGAGAGAAACCUACAAUCGGGAGCUACUGUUUAUGCCAUGUCUAAGUGGUCUGUCACAGUCAGGGGCUAACGAGUUGUCGCCAAUCGGGAGCUACUGUUUAUGCCUGUUUGUUUAUACGUACUUUUUUAGGACGAUAUACAUUUCUUCUGCUUCCGGUCAACAAGAAAAAUUGAGUACAUUUCUUCAA
Papaver somniferum (opium poppy) is the source of this 1312-nucleotide messenger RNA. RefSeq names its product endonuclease 4-like. Lineage: Eukaryota; Viridiplantae; Streptophyta; Magnoliopsida; Ranunculales; Papaveraceae. The coding region runs from base 61 to 1089 and encodes 342 amino acids. The record is from RefSeq and is a predicted model, not a curated record. Gene Ontology annotation, biological process: DNA catabolic process. The transcript is spliced from 9 exons. Gene Ontology annotation, molecular function: endonuclease activity; nucleic acid binding.